AUGUCUUCACAAUUCAAGGCCGUGGCCAAUGCCUCUCGUGAAGUGGGUCGUGAUCUUUUGCAGCAAGUGGGCUCACAAAUUAAUUUAUUGUCCAACAAUAUUGCAGGAAGUGGAGUUCCUUUGGAUUUCAAAACAACAGAUUUGAAAGACCUCGUGGGACCAUCCGAUGAUAAUCUCAUCCGAAUUUCUGAACAUGAUGAAGAGGAUGAGGUCUAUGACUCGGAGGAUGAUGCCAUUUUCAAACAAGUGGAACACAAUAAUAAUUUUCUUUCUUUUGAAAACAAUGAUGAUGAUGCUGUGGAGGAAUCGAAUCGAAGAACAUCCAUAACGACCAUGAUGGCCGGUCAAUGGGAAACUUUGGCACCAUUAUCGGAUACUGAAAUGAAUACUUCUAAUGCUUCCAACACAGCCAACAACGACAACGUAACUUUGACAACCACCACCUCAGCAACAACACCCUCUUCCCGAACAGGUAAAACAAGAAGAACCUAUAGAGAGGAAACUAUCGACAUUGAUGAGGAAGGCUCUUCUUCUCAACAACAAUUACCUCAAUAUGUAAGCCUUCGAACACAUCAGCCCAAUGAAAUUGAUCCAUCAAGCAACACCAACACUGCUACAGUCGAUGCACCAAUCACAAAAACCUAUGAACCAUCAUUGCCUCCCUCGUCUACUGAAAAGCCUUCUUCAGUGUCGUCGAUUAGAAAAGCUUGGCUCAUUCCAGUUUCUAUCCAUGAAGCAAUGGCAAAGCAUCAAGAUGAAGAUGAUGUGGAGCAUCCACCACAAGACCAAAAAGCUCUACUUCUUGACGUGAAUGAAGAUGGAAGUACAACCAAAAAACGUCGCCGUAAAAUUCGUUGGUAUCACACAAAAUGUUUUAUCAUUGGAAGUGCUAUUUUGUUGACCUUUAUUGCUAUUCUCACUAUCAUUUUAUCAUUCCUUAUUUUCUACAAGCACAAUCAUUUGCUGUUCGUGUGUGGAAGUGUUGAAUUUAUUGUGGUGAGCUUGUUUGAAGCAACAAUUUUAAUAUGUUGCAGCAUUGUUGCUUUUAAAUUGAAUGAAUGGUAUCAACAACACCAUGGUGAAGCUGCAUCUGACGAAGAUUUGAAAUUGAAAUAUUCUGAUAAUCCUGCAAGAGACAAAUUGAUUCUGAAAUUUCAAAACGCUACCGUUUUGGUAUCAAUUUGUUUAUUAAUUUUGUUGACUCUAGUUUAUGUUGGAGUAUUUUCUGGAUUAAUUUAUGCUGGUUAUUUAACAUUGGCCUCAUUUAGCGGAAAUGAGACAUACACGUCGCUUCGAAGUCGAGUGACAAUUGAAAAAGAAAAGGCAUCUCAGGUUUUACACAUUCAUGGAAAAACAGAUUAUGACGUAUUUUUUGCACAGGGUGUUAUGACCGCAAAAGCGAGACUAUUCCAAAUGGAAGUUUUAAGAAGAAUGGGACAAGGAACGCUUUCCGCUCUGGUUGGUGAGGAUGCUCUAGAAAUUGAUGUUUGGAGUAGAACGUUAGGUUUAUUGAGAUCUGCCAAAAAGAAUUUAAUGUACAUGGAUGAAAGAACUAACAAGACGUUGCAUGCUUUCUUUGAUGGUGUGAAUAGUUAUAUCAACAGUAAUCCAAAACUUCCUCCCGAGUACAGACUCUUCUAUAAGAAAAAAACUAUCCAUGUAUUUGAACCUGUUGAUGCAUUAUUGUUUUGGAAGUUGAAUUCUCUCGACUACUCUACAAAUGCUUUCAUGGAACAAAUGAGAUUUUCAGCGCUGAGAAGGAAUUUUACAGUUCCAGAAGUGAUGGAGUUCUUUCCAGUGUAUCCUCGAAAUUGGCCUUCUCAAUUUAAGGCAUCUGAUUUGAAUUUGACUUCGAUGUCAGAUGAACAAAUUGAAUACCUCUAUGACAGACACAAUAACAAUGACGGCGCUUAUAUUCCUAGAACGAACACUAAACCAGUGGAAGAUGAAGAGGGUGAUAAUGAACCCGAAGAAGAAAAUGGGCUUAAAAGUCAAUACCGAACUUCUGCAAGUGAUCUUUUUUCACAAAUUCUUUCAAAAUUGGAAUUGAAACAACCUAUGAUUUAUAAGAGUAUUCAAAGCGUUUUCAAUAAGAAGCAAUAUGAAUCGUAUUUCGCUUCCAACGCCUGGGCAGUAAGUGGAAACAAAACUAAAAGCGGAAAGCCAAUGCUAGCUAAUGAUCCACACAUGACAUUAACUUCUCCUCUUCCUUUCCUAAUGUUCCAUUUAGUUUCAGAUGAGAGCGGUUUGAACGUAAUUGGCUCUGCAUAUCCACUUGUUCCAGGAGUAUUUGUUGGUCGUACCACAAAUACCUCAUGGGGAAUUACUUCAUCAGGAAGUGACGUUCAAGAUUUAUAUGUCAUGCAUGAAACAUCUGAAAGCACAUACAUAGUGAAUGGAACUGAAAUGAGAUAUGAUAUUUUCCAAGAGGAAAUUCACUUAGAUAAUACUCAAAGAGUCACACUCUUUGUAAAGGAGGGUAUUUACGGCCCAGUAGUGAAUCCACUGUACAAACUUGAAAGCGCAGAACCAUUAGCGAUGAAAUGGGUUGGCCUUGCGAAAGAUGAUACCACUCUCAAUGCAGUAAUUGGAGCUAUGUAUCAAAACUCUUGGUGGGGAUUCUACAAUACUAUGAGCAGUUUUGUUUCACCACCAAUGAAUUAUAUUUACGCUGAUAAGGAGAACAAUAUUUGUAGUCAAGUUGUUGGAAGAAUUCCUAUACGUAAAUAUGGUCACAGUGGGCAGUUCCCUGUAUCUGGUAAUGGAACCUAUGACUACUUGGGUUAUAUUCCUUACCAAGAUUUACCUUUCGUUUGCAAUCCGAAAGAUAGACACUAUGUUAUUGCUGCCAAUGCAAUGAAUGAACCUCCUGGAUAUCCUUAUUAUUUGGGUGGAGAUGUAGCUACAAAGUAUAGGUUUGAACGCAUUGAAGAAUUACUGAGAGCCAAAACAAAUUCCUCUGUCAUGAACACCACCGAUAUGUCUGACAUUCAAUUAGACACCUUCUCCAAGCUGUUCGUUGAUUUUAAGCCAUUCAUAUCAGCAAUGAAAAAUCACAGCCGCAUAUUAUCUUUUGAUCAGGAAGUUUGGAGAAAGAAGUUAGAACAAUGGAAUGGAUAUCUCACAGUUGGAUCUAAAGAGGCCAGUUUAUUUGAAAUGUUCUACACAAAAUUGUGGGAUCUCACCAAAGCAGAUCUUGACGUAGAAAACUCUAAUGCUAUUUACAUCCUUAAUGCUCUCAAAAAGAGUGGUAAUUGCACAAAAUCACAAAAUCAAACAUGUCUUGCGUUUGCUACAGAAGCAUUCAAGCAAACAGUGAUCGAUUUAAAGAUAUUCUCUAGAAGUGAUGUUAUACCUUCGUGGGGUGUUGGUAUUCACUCGACCACAUAUUUCCAUCCAAUUUUCCAUAAUCAAUUUGUUGGAUGCUUUUGUGACAAACGACACUAUGUUUCUGGUGGUACCGAUAGCAUCAAUUUCUCAAGAGUGACUGAUAGGGCUGGUUUGGAUUCUUCACAUGGCGUCGGAUACAGACAAAUCAUUUCCAUGAGCGAUGCAGAUGGCGAUAGAUUCAUUACUCCCUUGGGUCAAAGUGGAAACUGGCUCGAUAGCACUUACAGCAACAAUCUCCAAAUUUUCGCAGAGGGAAGAUAUCAUCGUCUGAACAGAAAAGGCUACAAGGUCGAUACGACAUUGGUACUAAGUUCCGUUUAA
Molecule: messenger RNA, 3711 nt
Organism: Naegleria fowleri
Lineage: Eukaryota; Heterolobosea; Eutetramitea; Acrasida; Naegleriidae
Exons: 1
Coding region: 1-3711 (1236 amino acids)
Biological process (GO): antibiotic biosynthetic process
Molecular function (GO): hydrolase activity, acting on carbon-nitrogen (but not peptide) bonds, in linear amides
Source: RefSeq, a predicted model, not a curated record